GUUACGGCGGCGCCGGUGGGCGGGGCCGCGGAGGUAAGGCUUGCACGCGGCGCCGCCUCCUUAUCGGGCUGUUCUUCUUGACGUCACAGCUUAGCGACGCGGCCGGUGUCCACCGCCCGCUUGGCGCCGCCAUGUUGAAGGUAAUUCGGCUGGGGGCCACCCCUGUUAGCCUGAGCUUGCUCUCUCUCCAGGUUUAUGCUUCCUCUUCAGAGAAGGACACUCCCAAAAAGGAGUUGCUGAAAAUUGAGGAGCUGUCACUCUACUCCUCUCCAGCUCGUGAGACUAAAUAUGUGGAGAAUCCACAAACCCAACUGGAAGAGGGGGUUUCACAUUUACGGCAUGUUUUGGAGCCAUAUACAGCCUGUUGUCAGGAUCUUUAUGCCAAAGCUAUGCCCAAAUUAGAAAAAGCUGUUGAGCAUGGUAGAGAGGGCUUUGAACUUCUCCAAAACCCCCCUGCUGGAUUUUAUCCAAGGCUUGGUGUGAUAGGUUUUGCUGGAAUUCUUGGGUUGUUUCUUGCAAGAGGCUCAAAAAUAAAGAAGUUAGUAUAUCCCACAGGUCUCAUGGGUAUUGGUGCCUCCAUGUAUUACCCUCAGCAAGCCGUUUCUAUUGCAAAGGUUGCUGGUACACAGCUGUAUGACUGGAGUCUUCAGGGAUAUAUUGCUGUAGAAUCUCUUUGGAAGGACAGCCCUAAGAAGAAGAAACCGGGGAAAAAAAGUGAUAAGGGUGAUGCAGAUGGUGACAAGCCCCUGGAAAUCCAUGCUGCUUCAAAUGAAAAGCAAGCCCAGAAGUAGAACACCAGAUCACUUGGCACAGCUGAAGAACUGGUCAGCCUUCCUCUCUGCAGGAAGGCUGAGGAGCAUCACAUGAAACACCCGGCUCACCUGCCAGCCCUAGAGGGGUGCUCCUGGAAUACGGGAGAGCUCAACACCAUCCCUCCCAGCUGGAAAAUAGGGACCCGUUCUGCCCACACCUGCAGGAACUGAGGUCCCUGGGCAGAAGAUACUCUAAUGUUUCUAUACUUGACCACUGACUUAGUUCUUUGCACCAACUUGGUUUCUCUUGCCUUUCUCUUCUUUCUCUUUGUGACCCCUCUGUCGUGUGGACUUCCCCAGCUUCGCCUGGAGCACCUCCCUGGCCUGAAGACCCUGCUGAGGUCUUCCCAACAUUUUUUUCUCACCUCAGUAAUUUUCUUGAGGAAUUUUGACAUGUCAUCAUCCCUGCUUUCAAGGUUUCUCAUUUAUGGGUUCCUGAAGCUCCUUCUCAUGUAUGGUUACUGUUAGCAGCUUUUAUCAGUGAUUUGGGGACAGUGUUUCCUUAAAAUCUGGUCGAUUAUUAUUUUGAAAGCCAGAGAACAAUAAACUCAAUAUAUUUUAAAAUAUAAUUUGUUUUAAACAUCAGGGUUUUGAGCCAGGUUAAUUUUUAGCACUGAUGGCUGCACUGUCCCCAUGUUCUCACCCGACCUGGUUACGGGGGGCCUCAGUUCUGUGCCGGCAUGUCUGGAGGGCUCCUGGUGCCCCUGGAGCCUCUGUUCCUAAAUGCAUGGCACAUGGGACCAUGGCACAUCACCCAGUGCUCACGUGGGUACAUGCAGGUUGUGUCCCCCCAGUGGCACAGCAGUGGCCUCCCCUCCCUUGUGGGACAGGCUGCAGAGCUGGGCAGCUGUCCCUAGAAACCUGGCAAUGGCAGCUUUGCAGCACCUCUGGCACCCUGAAGCCAAAACCAUCUGAAAGGCCUUGCAUGAGAGGGAUGUGUCUCAAGGAAACUACUAAUGGCCUCAAGUUGCGCCAGGGGAGGCUUAGAUUGGAGAUUAGGAAAAAAUUCUUCACGAAAAGGGCUGUCAGGCAUUGGAACAGGCUGCCCAGGGAAGUGGUGGAGUCACCAUCCCUGGAGGUGUUUAAAAGAUGCCUGAAUGAGGUUCUUGGGGACAUGGUUUCGUGCCAGAGUUAGGUUAUGGUUGGAUUUGAUGAUCCUGAGGGUCACUUCCAACCGAAAUUAUUCUGUGACUAUUUAUGAAGAGAUUGGCAUUGCCUUUGUUUUUCAAAUGCUUGUUUUCCCACUCGUGUGAAGUCAGUUAUAGGGGACAGCCAGCCCAACUGGUGAGAUGUGGUGGUACCCCUGGCAGGUGAGGUUGGACCAGAGCUUCCCACCAUGCUGACUGUGGGGACAAGGGUGAUGACAGACCAAAGAAAAAAGAAACAUCAGAGCAGGGGGCAGCAAAAAUGUGCAAUAUGAUCAGAAAAGACAUGUGAAAACAUGUAAAGAAACUAUGGUGGUCAGAAGAACUGUUUGCUUCUCCUGGGAUGGAGAUUUAGCCAUUGAUAUAUUCAGCUGAUCUAUUUAAUUUGUCCUUAAAAAAAAAAAAGAAGAA
Columba livia (rock pigeon) is the source of this 2368-nucleotide messenger RNA. It is a transcript of the gene APOO, whose product is annotated as apolipoprotein O. The record is from RefSeq and is a predicted model, not a curated record. The transcript has 9 exons. Lineage: Eukaryota; Metazoa; Chordata; Aves; Columbiformes; Columbidae. Gene Ontology annotation, biological process: cristae formation. Gene Ontology annotation, cellular component: MICOS complex. The coding region runs from base 132 to 791 and encodes 219 amino acids.